AAUUAAUUUUGAUCCUAACGACUUGCCGUUGCCGACUUGAGCAGCAGCGUGAGCAUCAUAAUAAUACGCGGGAUGCAUUAUAAGCCUUUACGCUCUUUUCUGAUUAUGUCAUAUGUGAGGCGAUUUGUCAGUGUUUUGAAGAAGAAGACAGAUAUUUGCUUUUAAUUAAUGUUUUGCAGCGUAUUAGAGACACUGAGAAGUGAUGAGCUAAAGUUUGAAGAGAAUUGAGUGCGUCAUUGUGAGCGGCUGCGACUCGAGUUUGAAUCAGUUCUUCUAGUCCGAGACAUUUUAAACAAACCUUCAAAAGCCCGUUCAGCGCAUCUCCAGUCUGAUCGGUCAGAGACAGCACUGUCGGUACUGCGAUAGAUCAUGUCGGUGAUGGAGGGCGUGUGUAAUGGAGAGGAGUCUGAGUCUGAGCUGACGGUGCAGGCGUGUGUGCUGUCCGAGUUCAGCGAGAGCGCAGAGGCUCGAGCUCUCUUCAGCAGCCUGCCGGACAUUCAUCACGACACGGCCAGCAGAGAGGCCAUCAUCGAGAAAUUUGUGGUUAUGAUGGAUCAUUACCAGGAGCAGCCACAUCUUCUGGACCCUCACUUGGAGUGGAUGCUGAACAUGCUGUUAGAGAUGAUCCGCAAUGAGAAGUCGCCACCUCUUCUGGUCCAUCUCUGUUUCAAAUUCCUCUAUAUCAUCUCAAAGGUCAGAGGCUACAAGAUUUUCAUGCAGCUGUUCCCCCACGAGGUGUCGGACGUUCAGCCAGUUCUGGACCUUUUAUGCAGACAGGACCAAAAAGACACUGAGACCUGGGAAACACGCUACAUACUCCUCCUCUGGCUCUCCAUGACAUGUCUCAUUCCCUUUGACUUGUCCCGUCUGGAUGGCCACCUGUCUGCUGACUCCGGGCUGAACAGGGAGACCAUAAUGGAUCGUAUUUUGGCUGUUGCCAAGUCCUUUCUCAGAGUCAGUGACAAAUCUCGAGAUGCUGCAUCAGUGCUUGUAUCAAAGUUUGUGACCCGUCCAGAUGUGAAGCAGAAGCGUCUGGGUGAUUUUCUGGACUGGUGUCUGACCACCAUCUCUCAGACCAGUGAAAUGACCAUGGAGGGAACUGUGGCCCUUGAUGGAGCUUUGCAGUCCCUGGCCCAGCUCUUCAAGCAUGGGAAACGUGAUGACUUCCUGCAGUAUGCCCCCACAGUGCUUCAGUGCCUGAACCAGAAGAGAAUAGCUGAAAGUAACCAGGCCACGUUGCGUAAGCUGGGAGUAAAAGUUGUCCAGAGGCUUGGCUUGACCUGUCUAAAACCACGUUUGGCCAAAUGGAGAUACCAGAGAGGAAGUCGGUCACUCGCCGUGAACCUGGCUCUGUCUUCUGCUACUGGAAGCAUAGAGGAUACAAAACCUGAUCUAGAGUCUGUCAGUCAAGAGGAGGACUAUGACAUCCCUCAGGAAGUAGAGAAUGUCAUUGAACAACUUUUGGUGGGACUGAAAGACAAAGAGACAAUAGUGCGAUGGUCUUCUGCAAAGGGGAUUGGAAGGGUGACUGGUAGACUACCUAAAGAGCUCGCAGAUGAAGUGGUUGAAUCUGUUUUAGAGUGUUUCAGUUUCCAGGAAACGGAUAAUGCUUGGCACGGGGGCUGCCUGGCUCUUGCAGAGCUAGGCCGGAGAGGACUCCUGCUUCCUUCACGUCUUCCAGAUGUGGUGCCUCUGGUUCUAAAAGCGCUGAUAUAUGACGAGAAAAGGGGAGCAUGCAGUUUGGGAUCAAAUGUACGUGAUGCAGCCUGCUACGUGUGCUGGGCUUUUGCCCGUGCCUAUGAGCCAAGCGAACUAAAGCCUUACGUCAACCAGAUUGCCAGUGCGCUGGUCAUCGCAACUGUAUUUGACAGGAACAUCACCUGCAGAAAGGCUGCGUCUGCUGCUUUCCAAGAGAAUGUGGGCAGACAGGGCACCUUCCCCCAUGGCAUAGACAUCGUCACAGCGGCGGACUACUUCACGGUCGGUAACCUGAAUAACUGCUACUUGACUAUCAGUGUCUACAUUGCUGGUUUUGAGGAAUACACCAAACCUUUAAUUGACCACUUGGUGGCUAUGAAAAUCAAUCACUGGGAUGGCGUGAUCAGAGAGCUGGCCACAAAAGCAUUGCAUAAUCUAACUGUCAAGUCUCCUGAAUACAUGGCCAGCACAGUUUUACCCCAGCUGCUGCCCAUGGCAACAGGGAUGGAUUUACACCGCCGCCACGGCGCUAUCCUGGCCUGCGCCGAGAUCACUCACGCUCUCUAUGAGCUGGCCACCCAGAACAAUAGGUCAGUGACUGACUUCCUGUCUUCUGACACCAUUGAAGGCCUUAAAGGCAUUCACCAAAAGCUCUCUGACAGAAAGCAGUACAGGGGAUUUGGUGGAGAGCUAAUGAGACCAGCUGUCUGUGGCCUCAUUGAAAAGCUCUCUCUCUCCAAGAUGCCUUUUAAAGAUGACCCAGUUAUCACUGGUUGGCAGUGGCUAAUAGACGACAGCUUGAAGAACCUUCACCUGUUCUCCGGCGGGGCCAGACGGGGUAUACAGGAUGCCGCGGUCUCUGCAUUGGCAGCGUUGUGUCAGCAGUAUUAUCAGGAAGAACCUGGGAUAGCUGACCUGAAAAUGCAAGAACAGCUGGUUAGUCAAUACCUGUUGGGCCUGGAGAGUCCCGAGGUUCUGACACGCUGUGGCUGCGCUCUCGCCUUGGGCUCGCUGCCUCCAUUUAUGAUCCAUGGCAAACUACAGCAGAUCUUGCCUGGGCUCCAGGCUGCCUGCAGAGUUGCGCAGAAACAGGAGAGUCGAACAGAAGCCAGGAGGGAUGCGGCCACAGCCAUGUCUCAGGUGUGUGUAGCUGUAGGAGUGUGUGCGCAAGGAAGUCCGGACCGCGUCCUGUGUGAGGGCAACAUAAGGCCUGUGUAUGAAGCUUUGCUGGGCUGCAUGAACGACUACAGCACGGACAGCAGAGGGGACGUAGGGGCCUGGGUGAGGGCGGCGGCAAUGAGCAGUCUCAUGGACGUGACCCUGCUGGUGGUGGCAUCUGCUCCAGAGCUCCUCUCCUCUGACCUUGUUCAGCGUAUGAUGUGUUGCCUGGCCCAGCAGGCUGCGGAGAAGAUCGAUAGAUACCGAGCCCAUGCUGGCACCGUUUUCCUGCGUCUGCUUCAUAGCACGGAGCCCGCAAUACCUCACAUUCCCCACCGGGAGGAGCUACUGAGCAUCUUCCCUCCAGAGACAGGAAAGUCCCUCAACUGGAACGCCGCAUCACAAGCCUUUCCUCACAUCAUGCAGCUGCUGCGUCUGCCUCAGUACCAGUACCACACGCUCCUGGGCCUCUCUGUGUCUGUGGGUGGCCUCACCGAAUCUACAGUGCGUUUUUCCUCUCAGUCUUUAUUCGAGUACCUGAAGGGCAUUCAGCAGGAUGCUGCAGCGCUUCAGCAGUUUGGAGACACAUUGUUACGCAUCUUCAGAGAUAACCUGCGCAAUGACAGGGUUUCUAUACCUUUGCUGAAGAUGGUGGACCAAAUUCUCGCUAACGGCUGUUUUGAACUCUUCACCAGCGAGGAGAGUCAUCCUUUUUGUGUAGAGCUGCUGUCGCUCUGUAAGGAGGAAAUCAAGAAGUCCAAAGAUGUCCAGAAGUUGUUGUCAUGUAUAGCUGUGUUCUGUGGAAUGGUGCAGUUCCAGGGGGAUGUGAGGAAGAAUGUCUUGGUGCAGCUGUUGAUUUUGCUCUGUCACCCCUUUCCUGUGAUCAGGAAGACGACUGCUAGCCAGGUAUACGAGAUGCUCUUGACCUACGAUGAUGUCAUUGACGAUGAUCAAGUGCUGGCUGAUGUCAUGGCCUCGCUUAGUGACACUAAUUGGGAAAGUGACAUCGCUACUGUGCGGACCCACAGGAAUCAGCUCUGCGAUUGGUUGGGAGUGCCAAGACCGACUCUGUUAGCCAAGACUUCACCCCAAUAGUACCGUUCAGUCUCACCUGGACAGAAGCAUGUCACCUGAUGGCCUCUCUGCACUGCUUUCUGUCUGGACAUCAGGGCCAGUGUCCUUAUGUCCUCACUGCUGUCAGAUAAUGUUGUCCAUCUAAUCGUAUAUGACCUGUCAUCAUUAAAUUCUUAAGUAAAAUGUCUUUGAUCUCAGUGAUUAAUUUUUUAAAUUAUAAUUUCCCAGUCUAAGCUUACCUUAACUCUCGAGUAGUGAUGCGCGGAUCAGUUCAAACGUCUCCCGAAUCCGCUUUUAAAAAUGUGUCAUCCGCCCGCCACCCACCCGCACCUAUGAUAUUCUCUGAUUUAGAUAUCCACACCUGAUCGUCACAUUACAGCUAUUCAAAUCCUCAGUGUUCAGCGUCAUGAUAUGCUAACAUAUUAUGCUGAACUAGGCUGCUUUUAAAUUAAUUUAGAACUUAUUUAAAGUAUUAAAAGGUCUUCUUUGGCAAAAUUUGGUGUCUUUAGAGGAUUUAAUCCCUUCAAAUUUAAACUGGAAUGUCAUUGUUACCAUCACUGCAACUUUCCGAACACACACACACGUUCAGCCCAAGCAAAGGCUGGAUAUAGGCUUUAUUCAUUUAUUGUCAGUGUUUCGCAGCGGUUACACAUCACAUACCCAACACUUGAUUGGUUAACUACUUCACUAAAACGCUCUUUUCUUUCCUUUCCUUUUUUAAAUUAUCCUUUUUUGAAAUUUAUCUCGUAUUUGUUUUGCCUCCAUUGCUGCUCCACCACGUAAUUGCGUCUGCGAAUUAGUGCCUGAUGAAAAAUUAUUAAGCAAUAUCUCAUGUAGAUUUUCUUCCUAUGUGUUCUAUAAUGUCCACUAGGAGUUGCACUCGGUAAAUGUUUUCCUUUAUUGAUUUUCCCUGAAGAGAUACAUUGUUUAAAAACGUUCAUUGCAUUUUACUGUCAAAUGAGAGUUUGUGCCUUUAUCAAAAUCAAAACAUUCAUGAUUUAUCUCUCAUCCACCUGCGACCCAUCAAUCAAUUGAAUGUUAAUUUUUAUUUCCCGACCCGCGGAUUAGCCGCAGCACCCACGGAUAUAACUGUGAUCCGCGCAUCACUACUCAAUCUAGUUUUAUCUUUUAGUGUUUUUUUUUUUUUUUUUUUUUUUCAAUUAAAUUAUAAAUUAUAUUGCAAAUUAUUGACAUUAUUAGAAAUGAUUUUUCAUGUACAGGUCAUAGCAUUUCAUUCAGAAGCAUGAGGAUCUACUUCCAUAUUUGACUUGUUCCAACAAAAAUUCAAGAAAUCAUUCACCCAAAAAUGAAAAUUCUCAUAAUUUAAGCACCUUCAUGAUUUGAAAACCAAAUCUGUGAACAGAUCAGUUUUUUGUUGCUAUGCUUUUCAAUAAACCGGUUGAAACAGUUCACAA
Molecule: messenger RNA, 5345 nt
Organism: Megalobrama amblycephala (Wuchang bream)
Lineage: Eukaryota; Metazoa; Chordata; Actinopteri; Cypriniformes; Xenocyprididae
Gene: tbcd
Product: tubulin folding cofactor D
Exons: 39
Coding region: 370-3951 (1193 amino acids)
Biological process (GO): microtubule cytoskeleton organization; tubulin complex assembly; adherens junction assembly
Cellular component (GO): lateral plasma membrane
Molecular function (GO): beta-tubulin binding; GTPase activator activity
Source: RefSeq, a predicted model, not a curated record